This is a messenger RNA of Hermetia illucens (black soldier fly), 5131 nucleotides long. It is a transcript of the gene ATP7, whose product is annotated as copper-transporting ATPase 1. NCBI's taxonomy places the organism in Eukaryota, Metazoa, Arthropoda, Insecta, Diptera, Stratiomyidae. Bases 424 to 4389 code for a protein of 1321 amino acids. The transcript has 10 exons. Gene Ontology annotation, cellular component: trans-Golgi network; perinuclear region of cytoplasm; membrane. Gene Ontology annotation, molecular function: ATP binding; P-type divalent copper transporter activity; ATP hydrolysis activity. The record is from RefSeq and is a predicted model, not a curated record. Gene Ontology annotation, biological process: copper ion homeostasis; monoatomic cation transport.
CCAGACGAAUGGAUUAUCGCGUUCCGCCUUAUCAUAUCAUCGCAACUAUAAAUUAGGCUAACAUAUGAAAUCUUUCCAACACUUUCUCGCCAUUAUCAGUGAAUUUAUUUGAUCCUUUCUUAUUACAUAUUUCGGUUUAAAGACCAAAAUUCCCAAGUGUAUAAAGUGUAAAUCCGAUUGGUGCUGCGAGCCUCGAUGAAUCAAGAAAAUCACGAGAAAGUGAAGACGUCGCAGAGGAAUUGUGUCGAAAGAGUAUUAUCGCUCGGGGAAGUCGGUUUGUAGCGUUUGAAGGUGAUUGCAUGCGCCGGGGCGGUCGGGUGAGCGUGGUGCGCAAGCCGUGUGCAAUAUAACGUCGUGUUUAUAAAGAGAACGAGUCGCCGGAUCUCGUCAAAUUGUGCAAGUGUUCGGUAAGAAUUCGCAACCAUGGAAGUGAGUGACGAUAGAGACAUAAACAAACCUCCAAGUCGGGCCGAAAGUCAUGACAAGGGAGAUGGCGGCUCAACGUCCACUCAGCCAUCGGAAACCCCAGACAAUGGAACUCCCGAAGCAGAUGUCGAGCUUUCGAGGAAACCUACAAAAAUGGACGACUUUGGAGAAUCGCGGGGUCUCUUGGAACAAUCAGUCUCAACUGUACGAUUACCCAUAAUCGGCAUGACGUGCCAAUCCUGUGUGCGAAAUAUUGAAUCCAAUAUAUCAGAGAAACCAGGUGUGAUAAGUAUAAAAGUGAUUCUAAGUGAAAAGGCUGGAUAUAUAGAGUAUGACACCCACCAAACGUCUCCAGAACAAAUUGCACAUGAAAUUGAGGAAAUGGGCUUUGACUGUCCAUACACAAAUGGAACAACACAAGAUCAAAACAGCACAAAAAAUAAUAAUAAUGUCAUAACUCGAAUACGAAUUGAAGGAAUGACUUGUAACAGUUGCGUUCGUAAUAUAGAAGGAAAUAUUUCUGAAAAACCAGGGAUCACUUCAAUUCGAGUGAGUUUAGAUGAAAAAUUAGGAACUGUCGAACACGAUACCACUGUAGUGACACCCCAGGCGGUAGCAGAUAUGAUUUACGAUAUGGGAUUCGAUGUUAGUGUCCUUGAUGCGACCACAAGCAGUAAGCUAACGAAUGGAGGAAGUCCUACAAUAAAUAAUAAGACUGAAAUCGCGAACAGUAUAGGCAGGAGCCAGAAGUCACCUAAAGACUUGUCUGAAUCCCUAGUCCUUUUCUCUGGAGAUGCAAAAGACAGGGAUGCAGGCGAUACUAUUAAAUUAGAUAUGGACGCAAAAUUAAGUAAAUGCUUUUUACAUAUACAAGGGAUGACGUGUGCUAGUUGUGUGGCUGCAAUCGAAAAACAUUGCAAAAAGGUCUAUGGCAUUGAAAGGAUACUGGUCGCACUGUUAGCAGCAAAGGCUGAAGUGAAAUAUGAUGCCCAGGUGAUAACACCCCAACAAAUUGCCCAAUCAAUCUCAGAAUUGGGUUUUCCAUCGGAAAUCAUCGACGAACCAGGAACUGGUGAAAAUGAAAUUGAGGUACAAAUCAAAGGCAUGACAUGUUCAUCAUGUGUCAACAAAAUCGAACAAACUGUCCUACGGAUACCAGGCGUUACAUUUGCUGCCGUGGCUUUAACUACACAACGAGGCAAAUUUAAAUUCAACACCGAAACAACUGGACCCCGUUUCAUUGUAGAAGCAAUAUCUAAUCUUGGAUUCGAGGCGAAUUUGAUUUCUAACAAAGAUAAGAUGUCUCAUAGCUAUUUAGAACAUAAGGAAGAAAUUCGGAAAUGGCGCAACACUUUCCUGAUAUCGAUGAUAUUUGGAGGACCAUGCAUGAUAGCCAUGAUUUACUUCAUGGCAGAAAUGGAAAGGGUAGGACACGAAGCAAUGUGCUGCGUAGUUCCCGGUCUUUCCAUGGAAAAUUUAGUCAUGGUCGCUCUUUCGACCCCCGUACAAAUCUUUGGAGGAUAUCAUUUUUAUAUACAAGCUUAUCGAGCAUUACGCCAUCGGACCACAAACAUGGACGUCCUAAUCGCAAUGGCAACGACUAUCAGCUACAUAUAUUCGGCCGCUGUAUUGGCUGCUGCAAUGAUCCUUCAACAACACACAUCACCAUUAACAUUUUUCGAUACAUCACCAAUGCUUUUGACAUUCAUAUCGCUUGGACGUUGGCUGGAACAUAUUGCUAAGGGAAAAACUUCAGAAGCUCUCACUAAAUUGCUUUCACUGAAAGCUACUGAUGCAAUUCUUGUUACAAUUACGGAUAAUUUCGAGAUUAUGUCGGAAAAGACUAUUCCAGUUGAUUAUGUGCAGCGCGGUGAUAUUCUAAAAGUAAUGCCUGGAUCGAAAGUUCCUGUAGAUGGAAAAGUAAUUUUUGGAAGUUCAACGUGUGAUGAGAGUCUUAUAACUGGUGAAUCAAUGCCGGUGCAUAAAAAGAAGGGAUCAGUGGUUAUUGGCGGAUCUAUUAACCAAAACGGUUUACUUUUAAUGACAGCAACGCAUACAGGUGAAAACACAACUUUAGCACAAAUCGUUCGCCUUGUUGAAGAAGCCCAAACGUCCAAAGCGCCUAUACAGCAAUUAGCCGAUAAAAUUGCCGGAUAUUUCGUACCAUUCGUAAUAUUUGUAUCAACUAUAACGUUAAUUGGUUGGGUAAUUAGUGGAUAUGUGGACAUUAAUCAUCUGCCUGUCACCCAUGAAUCGAAAAUGGGAUUAAAUCGGGAGGAAAUCAUCUUUGGCUAUGCAUUCCGAUGUGCAUUAAGCGUUUUGGCAAUUGCAUGCCCUUGCGCUUUGGGAUUAGCAACUCCCACUGCGGUGAUGGUGGCAACUGGCGUAGGAGCUUUGCAUGGUGUUUUGGUGAAAGGAGCUGGCCCUCUAGAGAAUGCACAUAAAGUGAAAACGAUCGUGUUCGACAAAACUGGAACGAUUACACAUGGCAUGCCAAUGACAUCACGCAUUUGUAUGUUUGUUAAACCUAAAAUCUGUUCCGUUACGCAGGUACUAGCAGUCCUGGGAGCAGCGGAAAGUUGUAGUGAACAUCCAAUUGCAGUUGCAAUUGUGAAGUAUGCAAAAGAAACUUUAGAAACUGACACUUUCGGGAAGUGCACAAAUUUCCAAGCAGUUCCUGGUUGUGGAAUCAAAACAACAGCUUCAAACUUAGAAGGACUGAUUGAAAAAGCGAAAAAGAACGAAAAAAUCACCAACUACGAAAAUUCCUAUCAAAGUAACCCCGCUAACAUCCAUUUACUGAAUGCAGUGCCAAUAGAAGAAAUCAUCCCAGCAAUGAGUGAUGUAGAUAGAAGUAAUUUAGAACUACAACAACUAUUGGAAUUGGUUGAUGGGACCGGUGAUGAUGCCAAAACAGUUUUAAAUAGACUAAAUGAAUUCACAGUAUUGAUUGGAAAUCGAGAAUGGAUGAAUCGGAACGGUGUAUACGUCCCUGUGGAAGUUCACACCCGAAUGACUACCGAGGAAUCAAUUGGACACACUGCUGUUCUGUGCGCUCUUAACGGACAGCUAAUAUGCAUGGUGUCAGUGUCGGACAUGGUGAAGCCAGAAGCACACUUGGCUGUGUUUACUUUGAAAAAAAUGGGAAUCGAUGUUAUACUGUUAACGGGCGAUAAUAAAAAUACAGCAGCCAGUAUAGCUCGGCAAGUAGGAAUUAGUCGAGUAUUUGCUGAAGUUUUACCAUCACACAAAGUUGCUAAAAUCCAACGUAUCCAAGAAACUGGUGUUCGAGUUGCGAUGGUGGGUGAUGGCGUUAACGACAGUCCGGCUUUAGCCCAAGCAGAUGUGGGAAUUGCUAUUGCCGCUGGUACUGAUGUGGCGGCAGAGGCGGCAGAUGUUGUUUUAAUGAGGAAUGAUCUUUUAGACGUAGUGGCCUGCUUAGAUCUAUCCCGUCGGACAGUUCGACGUAUACGAUUAAAUUUCCUAUUUGCGAGUAUGUAUAAUCUGUUGGGUAUACCGAUUGCGGCAGGAAUAUUCACACCUUUCGGAUUCAUUCUUCAACCAUGGAUGGCAUCAGCGGCAAUGGCUGCUAGUUCAGUGUCAGUCGUAUGUUCUUCACUUCUCAUAAAACUCUAUAAAAAGCCAACAGCUGCAACCUUACGAACUCCUGAAUAUGAACAAUUAAUAGCUUCUGGGGCGCAUUUAGAUCCAGACAAUGUAUCCAUCCAUCGAGGACUAGGAGAUAUUCCACGACCGAAUUUUAGUCGAUCGAAUAGCUCUACGUUAUCCAAGUUAUUCUCCCGCUCGGAUAAAGGAGAUUCAAAUGAAGUACGACUUCUAUCAGAGGUAGGAGAAGGCGGUGACGUAGGCGGUGAUUACAAUGAUGACGACGACAGCUUUCUUCGUGUUGAGAUUGUUAAAAAGAAAACACUACGAGAUGUAACUGAAAUGCAAAAAUUAUGAAGUCUUCUGUUUAGUUCAUGUAAAUCAAACAACUUGAAUCCGUGGACAACCUAUUUCUGUAAAUUUUAAAGCAGAAGGCACCGAAUUAAUGAUAAGAUGAUAAAGUGAUACCAUUAAUCUGUAAGAUUGUUAUAUUGUUUUGUGUUUGACAUAUGUUUUUUAUAUUUUGUAGAAUUAUGUUAUUUAUUCCUUGAAAAAGUACAUUUCCGUCACAGAAUAAUAAUUCAACGAAAGUCAGCUCGAAAUUAAUUAUACAUUUAUAUCCUUGUCCAGGCGAAUAUAGGAUUAUAUUAUUUAUCCCUUUAAAAGGUAGAUUGCCAUCACAGAAUUAUAAUUCAACGAAUACAAACAAAGUUUACUCGAAAUAUUUAAUUUGCAAUUACGUUAUCAGAUGAGAAUGUUGAAUGUUUCUGUUGCUGACACUGUACGAUAAUUUUUCAGAUACUAUAGCACAUACCAAGAGAAACUAAUCAAAAUCUGCCAGCGGAGUGUCGUGCUAAGUACUUAUUUAUGCAACAUUAAUUAUCUUCCAUACAAUAUGCGUUCAUUUCAUUGCUUCCACCUAUGUCACAGAAACUCUCCGCUAACAAUAUAUAGAUUUCUCAUUGAAUCAGCUCCAAAUUAACGAUCAAUUAUUGAGUGAAAGGCAAGCAUGCAUACCAUAUGUUGUCCAAACAUCACAUCAGCUUUCGGAUUAGAUUAGAUAAUUAUUGAAAAUGCUGGUACUUAAUUUAAAAGAAAA